GAUUUUAAGUGGAAACUCGCCCUGUGCGGAAAACUGGCAAAAACAAGAACUUAUAAAGCUUUAACUAUUAUAAUACACAUUCAUAGCCUAAACAAAAUUAAGUGAUUACUAAACAUGACGCAGCGACUGAGCAAACAAAGAAGCAAUUUGGUGGCAUUUAAUAAUGGCUCGAAAUUCAAUCAAGUCAGUCGCCAGUGGUGCGUCCAGCCGAGGAAUUCACACCACAGGAAAUUCAAACAAUACAACUUAUUUGUCUUCAAACGAUGAAAAUGGACAGAAUUUUAAAAUUGCUGUUGCUGUGGAUUUUCGGCGUGUCGACGACUGUUGGCCAGAAGGACGAGAUGCUGUACGAGUCGCCGCUGUACGUCAUCAACGUGUCCGGCAUUACCAAGGUGGCGAUCCACCGCAGCAGGGUGUUUGUGUUGGUGCCGUCGCAGGAGGUGCCGCUGCUGGAAAUGUCGUGGCUGCCGCACGUGCAGCACGUGGCUAAGCUGCGCAAGACGCCAGUGAACGCGUCCGUGCGUCGCUGCCAGGGUCUGGUGCGUCCGGUCGAUCUGCAGACCGACCCUUACGGCCGCCUCUGGCUGCUCGAUGCCGGUGACGCCAAGUGCGCGCCCAAACUGGUUGUCUAUGACAUCCUCUAUCACCGGCUGGUCGAAAACGCCCGGCACUCGUUUGACCUCGGACUGCAGGUCGAGCACCUGACCAUCGACCCUGGCGCCACCAGAGGCGUCACCCUCGCCUACGUUGCCGGAGGGGACAAGAUUUUGGUUUACAGCUACUACCAGGACAGGCACUGGAACGUUAAGACUGUGCUCAACGAGACCAUUACAGGUAUUGCCUUAAAUCCCGGGGAUGCAGAGCACAGGACGACCCUGCUGGUGUUGGUGAACCACUUGACUGUCUACCAGAUUUUCACGUCCAGGUUGCUGGAGGGCUCGGCGGGCGUGAUCGAGGCCGGCGAGUUAAUGGGCCCCAGUUUGGCCGGCCUGACGAGUGAUGGCCGCGGCGGCGUUUUUUACAUGCUCAGCCGGGACUUUGUGGCCGUUCGCUGGAACAGCCGCUUGCCCCUGCAGGCCGAAAACCAGGAGAUUUUGCUGCAGAGCGACCGCGUGCUCUUCAACGUGACGUCCUUCGUGACCGACUCGAACAGGAACAUUUGGGGGGUGGUCAACAACGGCACCGACCAAAUGACCUGGUGCGCCAAACUCACCUUCACUAGCUACUGAUCUGAUUUUUUUUCUGUAUGGAAGUGAAAAAAAAUAUCUCACAAAAUAGCAAAUACUUUAAUAUUAAACAUCAAAGAGGAAAAUAAAAAAAUUAGUUGUUUUUAUAGCGUGUUGUAAUUUUAAUUAAAAAAUUUAACUUAUA
This is a messenger RNA of Neocloeon triangulifer, 1371 nucleotides long. RefSeq lists its product as uncharacterized. The record is from RefSeq and is a predicted model, not a curated record. The transcript has 3 exons. The coding region runs from base 264 to 1229 and encodes 321 amino acids. NCBI's taxonomy places the organism in Eukaryota, Metazoa, Arthropoda, Insecta, Ephemeroptera, Baetidae.